UCCCAGAAUGCUGCGAUGGACGCGGAAGGACGGUAACGCAGCUCAUGUGUGUCUCAGCCCUUUUCUUUUGACUGGUCGGUGGUACUAUCAACGUUGCCAAUCGCCUCCCCACCCCCGGCCUUAGGCACAAAGAAGCCAGUUUCACAUAGCUUUCGAGUUAUGCUUCCUCGGAAAAAAAAAUCCCCUGUUCGUAUGUUUCACUUAUCACCAAAUCCUUGUCCCGGAAAAGUGCCAUCGGUUAUAUUUAAUUGUGGCAAGCUGGCAUCCCUCUGCUGUGUAGGAAAACUACAUUAGAGAUAAGAAGGCCUUAGGAAGACAUGUCAGCUCUUUGGCCAAAGAAGCUUAUAAGAUAUUCCCCUGAGGCCGAAAUACACUCCAGCUCAGCCAUGAGAAAGAAGGCAACUGUGAGCAGCAUGCAUCGGUUUAAAACUGAGGACACAGACACACAGCAGUGGGACAGCAGGACAUCAGCAGUUGCAAGUGACGUAGAACAGGAUGACACAUCAAGCAGCGUGGUUUCACCAGAAACCGCAGCAGAAAGCCUUUCCCCGACUGCUAUCUUGACUAUAACAAAGCUUAGAUGCCAGCUCGAAAGCAAACAAGAACGGAUCAAUUAUCUUGAGAAACAGGUUGAAGAUCUCCAGCAAGAUCGUAAUUUUCUUCGUGCACAAAUUGAAAACUUAACAAGGAGUGCCAAGCAAUCAGAGGAAAGUAAACCAAGGAAAAGAUCAAGGACAGCUUCCAGCAGCUCUGCAUUUAGCAAUGACAGUGGUUCGGACAUAUCUUUUACAUCCGUAUCAUCAGGCACUUCGAGUGAAGCAAAGAAGAGAAGGCAUCAUAAAGAUAAAAGACGGGGAAAAAAGUCAAAAGACUAUAGCAGAAAAAGAGCCACUGGUGUGCAGUAUGUUAUUCAUCGAUACAAGCAAGUGUUAUCAACUUUCAACAAAAAGAAAAGCAUGAGCGGAGCUUUUCGGCAUUAUGGUAUUGAUAGAAACACCAUAGCCAAUACUGCACCGAUAGCAGAACUGCAUCUUGCCGCUAAGGAAAUGCUGGGUGUGGUUGGACUGUUCAAUCCACGAGAAGAAACUCUGGUGAAAUAUGCACAAAAAUGUGCCAAUCUCAUAGAAAGUGAUGAGAACUUAUCCCGUAAAAUUGAGUUAAUGAAAGCUACUGGAGAACUGUUACCCAUAACAGCCAAAAAACCCAAAAUGCACUGUAUGAUGUAAAGCAGAAGAAAAGGAUUAUUGAAAUCUGUAAGACUAUCCCUUUAUGCAUCUACAGUAUACAUUUUUUAGACGUUUUGAAACAAAGGAGGAGAAGAAAUUGAAAGACUUUAUGACUUUUAUUUCUUUCCCCUAAUGUCUAUCUUUUUUGUCCCUUUAACUUUACAUAAUGCCUUUCUUGGGAACAUAGUAUUGUUGAAAAGAACCACCAGCUCAAAAAGCAGAAAAGCGGAUUUAUUAAAGAAAUUAAUUUUAAUAUGGUUUCAUAUCACCUAAUGAGAUAAUGUAGAAUAGUCAUGGAUGGCCCCACAGUCCACAUUUUUUUAUCAUGUUAAAUAAUGAAAGAACAAUGAUUGUGAGUAUUAAACAGUUUUUCUGAAGAAAACA
This is a messenger RNA of Polypterus senegalus (gray bichir), 1610 nucleotides long. Its product is annotated as coiled-coil domain-containing protein 106-like. The transcript has 5 exons. Bases 318 to 1226 code for a protein of 302 amino acids. NCBI's taxonomy places the organism in Eukaryota, Metazoa, Chordata, Cladistia, Polypteriformes, Polypteridae. The record is from RefSeq and is a predicted model, not a curated record. Gene Ontology annotation, cellular component: nucleoplasm.